UUCUCCUCACGUCCCUCGAGAUACUAAAAUAUAGCCUGAGAAAAGCGUCAGCAUAAUCAACAUCAUAUACCCAUCUGGUAACUGGAUUGUCUUCCACUCCCUCCCCCCCUUUCCCUGGAAAAGAAUUGUCUUUUUGGUAAAGCCUGCAAAAGAAAUUGAAGCAAGAACAAUGAGGUCAAACUCAAAACCUCAGUCUCCUUUUAACACCAAGCUCAUCCUGAUCUGUGCUUUCUUUCUUCUUUUCCUCCUCCUGGUAAUUAGCACAGGCUCUACGUUUUCCAAACAACAACCAUCACCCAUUUCAGAAUCCCGCAUAUCAAACUCAACAGAUCCCAUUGAGGAGCCACAAUCGAGUGAAUCAACGUCAGUAGCCUGCCCAUCCCUUCCCCUGACGCCAACAUGCACGAAAACCCCACCAUCUCUAGCCAAUGCCCUCAUCCACUAUGCAACCACAAACAUCACCCCACAACAAACCCUCAAGGAAAUCUCAGUCUCUGGGAGAGUGUUAGAGAGGAAAGCACCCUGCAACUUCUUGGUCUUCGGCUUAGGCCGUGACAGUCUGAUGUGGACAGCUCUUAACCACGGUGGGCGUACAGUUUUCCUGGAAGAAGACAAGGCAUGGAUCGAGCAGAUCAAGCAAAAACUUCCCAGUUUAGAAUCAUACCAUGUUGAGUAUGCGACCAAAGUUCACCAAGCAGAUGAUCUGCUAGAGACAGGAAGGCAAGAGGAAUGCAAAGUUGUGAGUGACCCCAGAUUCUCCAAGUGUGCGCUUGCUCUCAAAGGAUUUCCAAGUGACGUUUAUGAUAUAGAAUGGGAUCUGAUAAUGGUUGAUGCCCCCACGGGAUUCCACGAUGAAGCUCCUGGGAGAAUGAAUGCUAUCUACACUGCAGGCUUGAUGGCUAGGAACAGAGAAGAAGGGGAGACAGACGUUUUUGUGCAUGAUGUGGAUAGAGUUGUGGAAGAUAAGUUCUCAAAGGCUUUUCUUUGUGAAGGAUACCUGACAGAGCAAGAAGGAAGACUCAGGCAUUUCAUUAUUCCCAGUCACAGGGUUGGCUCUGGUAGACCCUUUUGUCCUUAAUUACUUCAAUUUCCAACCCCAAGGAAUUGGAAAGGAUGCUUUCUUUUCCUUUUUAUUCAAGAAAUUUUCAUCUUUAAUACCUUAUCUUUUGGGAUCUAUGUUUAUGAAGUUAUUAUAGCAUUUGAUUCAAUU
Molecule: messenger RNA, 1210 nt
Organism: Durio zibethinus
Lineage: Eukaryota; Viridiplantae; Streptophyta; Magnoliopsida; Malvales; Malvaceae
Source: RefSeq, a predicted model, not a curated record